Molecule: messenger RNA, 2943 nt
Organism: Scedosporium apiospermum
Lineage: Eukaryota; Fungi; Ascomycota; Sordariomycetes; Microascales; Microascaceae
Exons: 3
Coding region: 1-2943 (980 amino acids)
Source: RefSeq, a predicted model, not a curated record
AUGGUCACCAAGUCCCCGGCGGUGUCGCCCGUCUCGACGAACCGCGAACCCCUACAGGACACCACCUCACCCACUUAUAGGAGCGCCACGCCCCCCAAGAACAUGGCGUCGUCAUCCGCGCCAAGAUCGUCAGGCUAUUUCCCCCCAUACUCCCUCAACCAACAUCAAAAUGACGAACCAAACGACGCCGAACCGCAACGAGGGAUAGGGAAUGAUGCCGACGAUAUCGAUACUGAAAUUCAUGCGCGUUACGGUUCUUCAUACACCGACUACCACCGCCACUAUUACACUCACUCAGCAGCGCAACCGGCGGCGCAGGAACCCGUCGAUUCCACCCAACAGGAGCAGCUGCAUCCAGGUCAGAGCUCCUCCCUCGGACGAUCCCAAUCGGCUCGAAUAGCACCCCGACCGAACACUCCAUCGCGCGAACACGGGGAAACCGACCAGCGGGGGAGCUCGGGUCCCGAACAGAAUAUUAACAAUAACACCGGCAAGAUGCGGCGGUCCAACUCGUUCGUGUCCAAUGUGCCCGACGAUAUCCAGCUCGCGAGGGGCAACACUCUCAGGAAGAAGGCCUCCAUGAGGCGCUCGGGCAGCCUGCGCCGGAGCAGUAGCCGCCGGAGCAUGAAGGCCGGCAGCGUGAGGAGUUUGGCGCUGCAGCCCGAUGCGGAUCCCGACCAGAUGCAUAGCGCUCUUUACUGUCCCGUGCCGACCUCGGCGAGUCCCACCGAGGCCCUUGCAGAGAGGUUCCAAGCUUGGAGGAAGCUAUUGAAGGAAUUGAUUGCCUACUUCAAGGAGAUUCAGACACACUACGAGCAACGCGCGAAAAGCACAACCAGGCUAGCGAACGCAUCAAGUAACUUCAGCCAACACCCUAGCUUCCUCUCUUCGGACGGCCUCGCCGAUGCCAUGCAGAUCAUCCGCAAGUACAACCGGACAGCGAUACAAGACGCCAACAGGGCGCAGGAAAUCGAGCACGACGUCAUCCUGGCCUUGACCGGUCUCCGCAGCGACCUGCAGCAGAAGAUCAAGGAGAUCAAGAACUUGUCGGGCGACUUUAAGAACUCGGUGGAAAAGGAGAUGGACGGCACGAGGAAGGCUGUCAAGGCGCUUCAGGAUGUCCUUGGCCGUGCGGAGCUCGACACUUCUCUUGCGACGGGGAGGCAGGAUCCUUAUCUGCUGCGGCUGGCUGUAGAUCGACAGGUGGAGAGGCAGAUCGACGAGGAGAAUUAUCUCCAUCAGGCCUACCUCAACCUCGAGACGUCGGGCCGCGAACUAGAAUCCAUCGUCGUUGGCGAGAUUCAAAAAGCGUAUAACGCAUAUGCUUCCAUUCUUAGGCGCGAAGCCGAUGCUGCUGAUGCUGCGAUCGAGGAGCUUCGUCUCGGGCCCGUCGACAUGCCAAAGGACCAUGAGUGGGAGCGGUUCAUGGAUAAGAACGACGAGUUUGUUGAUCCGAGUAUACCGAUGCGAUCGCCGGAGAAUAUUCAUUACCCUGGUCGUGACCAUGUGGCUUGCCAGGAGAUUCGGGCUGGCCUCCUCGAGCGAAAGAGCAAGUACUUGAGAAGUUACACUGCCGGAUGGUACGUCCUUUCGCCCACUCAUCUCCACGAAUUUAAAUCGGCAGACAAGGCACAAGCUCCACUCAUGUCGCUAUACCUCCCAGAACAAAAGCUAGGCUCUCACUCGAAGGAAGGCGCCUCCUCACAAAAAUUCAUCCUCAAGGGCCGACAGACCGGCGGCGUGCACCGCGGCCACACGUGGGUAUUCCGGGCGGAGAGCUACGACACAAUGAUGGCCUGGUACGAGGACAUCAAGGCCCUCACAGAGACGCCACCACACGAGCGCACCGAGCUCAUGCGCAGCAGUUCGCGGAGCAUCAGCCGCACGUCGCGGCGUUCCAUGAGCAGCGACGCGGGUGUCGUCGACGAGGAAGACGAGGAGCCGUUCGCUGCGGGAUCUCAGAUGGGGAUGAAUACGGCGGUGAACCGGCAAGUCGCGCAGGAGCGCCGGCCUCAGGCGGGAGGGCGGUUCCCCUCGGAUCUGCAGGUGAAUGCCGAAAGGGGGUUGCAGGCAACGGUGUCACAGUCGACCAGCAGUUCCGGCGGCGGGGCCGGCGGGCGAGAUGGUGCGAAUUCCAUCAUUGCCAACGGGGGUAUUCCGACUGGCGGAGUCGUCGCGGCCGGCGCUCUUGCCGGAAGCGGCACGGACGAGCCCGUCUACCGACAGAACGGCAACGGCAGUUACCAAUACGGCGCGACGGCGCAGACUCCAAUGGAGCAGGCGCAGUCGCACGCGGCCAAGGUGAACCGCGAAGCUGCGCAGGACGGUGUUAAUCCGUACACUGGCCAGCCGAUCGAUCAGCUGCAGACUACGAGUUACGGCAACCUGACGAUGAACCCUGCGCUGGGGGGAUUCCAGCACCAAGGGACAUCUACGCCUAGCCAAACGGGAAGCCUGAACUACGUGGGCCAGACUCCGUCGCACCUGGACGUUUCCACUGCCACUACUACGGAGCAGGUGUUAGUGCACUCCCCACAAAUUCACGCCGCGCGGACUCAAUCGCCCGCAAGCCAGCAAAUCACCUCGGCCCAGACCCGCGCGUCUCAAGUAUCCCCGCUUGAUUCUCAAGGUCCGGAAACGGCGGUAAACGAAGACCUGACGAUGAGGCACAAUCUGUCUAAUGGCGCUGCCCCGGCGGCCGAUGGCAGCGUGGCGUCGAUGGCUUUCCUCAGUGUUUCGGUCUCCGCUGGGAAUCACGGAGAAGAAGGGAAGAAGGUGUCUGAAGGCCGCGUGGAGGAGAUUACAGAGGCGUCGGAUGAUGGGGCUGCGGAGAGGCCGUCUGAGGCGGAGAGGUCGACGACGCAGGGUAGUUAUCAUGUGCCUGGACAGUUUCCUCGGUCGAAUUCCAAUGUGAACGUUACAAGGAAUGGGGUGGCGACUUGA